Messenger RNA from Tachysurus fulvidraco (yellow catfish), 2043 nucleotides. It is a transcript of the gene rcc1, whose product is annotated as regulator of chromosome condensation 1. Bases 171 to 1427 code for a protein of 418 amino acids. The transcript is spliced from 10 exons. Lineage: Eukaryota; Metazoa; Chordata; Actinopteri; Siluriformes; Bagridae. Gene Ontology annotation, cellular component: cytoplasm. The record is from RefSeq and is a predicted model, not a curated record. Gene Ontology annotation, molecular function: guanyl-nucleotide exchange factor activity.
CCAGGGUGCAGCGUGUGCUUGUUUUACCUCGCAUCAAUUGGUGGCAAUAAAUGAAGAGGAAAAGGCGCCGAGCGCGUGUGUGUUCUCCUGAGAAGCUCAGAGAAACUUCAAGGCACGUCGCGGCCUCCAGACACGUUUUAUUAGAUUAAAUCGAAGACUUUUGAGCUGCCAUGCCUGCGAAAAAAGCUACAAAGAGAAGAAAAGAAAAUGAGACUGAGGACCCUUCACAGAAAAAAGUGAAAGUCUCUCACAGGAGUCACGGUCAGGAGAAGGGACUGGUCCUGGUUCUUGGGCAGGGAGAUGUGGGCCAGCUAGGUCUGGGUGAGGAUGUGCUUGAAAGGAAGAAGCCUGCUUUGGUGACACUUCCAGAGGGCAUUGUGCAGGCUGUUGCAGGGGGCAUGCACACAGUGUGCCUCAGUGACACUGGAAAUAUCUACACAUUUGGCUGCAAUGACGAGGGGGCUCUGGGCAGGGAUACCUCAGAGGAGGGUUCUGAGAUGGUGCCAGGAAAGGUGGAGUUAGCAGAGAAGGUGGUACAAGUCAGUGCAGGUGAUAGCCACACUGCUGCUCUCACAGAGGAUGGAUCAGUCUUUAUCUGGGGAUCCUUUCGGGAUAACAACGGUAUCAUUGGCCUCCUUGAGCCGAUGAAAAAAUGUACCUUGCCCGUCAAAGUCCCCAUAGACACUCCUGUGGCAAAAAUAGUUUCAGGAAAUGACCACCUAGUAAUGCUCACUGUGAAUGGCUCUCUCGUCACUUCUGGCUGUGGAGAGCAGGGCCAACUGGGAAGAGUACCGGAGUGCUUUGCCAACCGAGGGGGAAGAAAGGGUUUGAUGAGGUUACUGGAGCCACAGAUGGUUAUGGUGAAGCCUCGUGGGAAGGUCCAGUUUACUGAUGUCUUCUGUGGGGCAUACUUCACGUUUGCCAUAUCUAAAGAUGGUCAUGUCUAUGGCUUUGGACUCUCUAACUAUCACCAGCUGGGUACCUCAAGCACAAACACAUGCUUUGUUCCGGUAAAGCUCACUGCCUUCAAAAAUUCCACAACCUCCUGGGUCGGCUUCUCUGGUGGACAACACCAUACUGUCUGCUUGGACUCUGAAGGGCAGGUUUACAGCCUUGGUCGUGCUGAAUAUGGGCGCUUGGGCCUGGGAGAAACUGUGACAGAAAGGAGUGAGCCAACAUCGGUUAGAGGAAUCACCAGGGCCUGUAUGGUAGCAUGUGGAGCAUCUGUGAGCUAUGCAGUCACUAAAGAAGGUUCUAUAUAUGCAUGGGGCAUGGGCACCAACAUGCAGCUCGGCACCGGAGAUGAAGAGGAUGUUUGGAGCCCAGUUGAAAUGGUGGGCAAGCAGCUGGAGAACAGGGUUGUUCUUUCGGUCUCCAGUGGAGGGCAGCAUACGGUCUUACUGGUCAAAGACAAGCAAGAGAGCUGAUAUUAAACCCAGAUGCUGAAAGCUGAGCUGUACUACUGUUCUGGUGGUAACUCUAAAACUAGACCUUAAUCUGGAUGCUGGGGAUAAUCUGGGGUUUAUACUGCCUGUACUGUGCUAAGUUUAUUGGUUAGGAAAGAUUGGAGAUGUGUCAAGAGGUAAAGAUAGGUGGGUCUCAUCUGAUUAAACAUUUCUCCCACUUUGUGGUGAGCUUAAGCAUUUGCUGGGUGUACUCCAGUGGAUCAUGAUGAUAAAAGAAAUUAUUUUUUUUUUAAUUUUGAAAAACUUUUGCUUUUUCUUAAUUCUUUUUAAUGCGUAUCAGUAGUAAGAUUGCCAGCUGUGAGUGAGCAUAUGUAUGUAAUGUAUUGAAAGUUUAGUGUUUUUAGGAAGGUUCCCUGCAAAGGGAUUUUAAAAGUUAAUAUUUUUGCCCAGAGCAAUACAUAUGGACCGUGGCUGCAGCUGCAAUGUGUUCUUUACAUUUUUACUGGAAAAGAAAUUUGUUUGGUAUUGCUGUCAUUUGCAGUAUUCAAUUGUUUUCCUUAAGAAGCAAAUACCGGUUGUUGAUUGCAUCCAUGAUGUGCUUGCCCUGUGGGAAGUGUAAUAAAAACUGAAAUCUUUA